Messenger RNA from Thermothelomyces thermophilus ATCC 42464, 1103 nucleotides. RefSeq lists its product as uncharacterized. The record is from RefSeq and is a predicted model, not a curated record. The transcript is spliced from 2 exons. The coding region runs from base 1 to 1029 and encodes 342 amino acids. Gene Ontology annotation, cellular component: mitochondrial inner membrane. Lineage: Eukaryota; Fungi; Ascomycota; Sordariomycetes; Sordariales; Chaetomiaceae. Gene Ontology annotation, biological process: mitochondrial proton-transporting ATP synthase complex assembly.
AUGAUUACGCGGACCGGCAUCUGGACGGGCUCCAGGACGGCUUCUUGCCUCCUAUGCCAAUGGCGGUCAUUCGGCGUAUCAUACCGCCGCUUGGCCGACAAGCCGCCUGCCCCGACCCCGGGGGCCACUCCCGGCACAACUCCGGCCGCGGGUGCGAGUUCUGAUCCGCUUGCCGCCGAAGGGCCGCUUGCCCACGCCCCGAGAGCAUACGGCAAGAAACUCAAGGAGUUCACGCCGACGCCGCUUGCAAGACCAAUUGGCAUGAACCACCCGCCAAGCCCGGGCGAGAACACGGGCAUCGACAAACGCACCCUGAAGGAGCGCCACGCCGACUUCACCAACUACGAGAAGCACCUCAAGCGCCGGGAGUACCUCAAAGACAAGAUCUCGCGCCCGUACUUCCGCGACUGGCGCAACCUCCAAUUCCACGAAGGGAAAACCUUCCUCGCCCCCCCACGUCCCUUCCGUGCCGACCUCUCCCUCUACUUUCCAAACCUCUACGGCCGGACCCUCGCCAAGGCUGACGCCGACACGACCCCGCUGCUCGAGGGCCGCGCCAGCGUCGUCGCCAUCUUCAGCAGCAUGUGGGCCGAGAACCAGGCCAAGACGUUCAUCUCCCCGGAUCAGAACCCGGCACUGCAUGAGGUGCUGCGGGCCAGUGGCGGACGCGCGCAGCUGGUGCAGAUCAACGUCGAGGAAGACGUGCUUAAGGCGUGGCUGGUCCGGCUGUUCUCCGGGUCGCUGCGCCGGCGGAUCGGGAAGGAGAACUGGGACAAAUACUUUUUGGUGCGCAAGGGGAUUACGGACGAGAUCCGCGAGUCCAUUGGGCUGUUGAAUAGUAAGGUUGGGUACACCUACCUGGUGGACCAUCAAUGCAGGAUACGCUGGGCCGGCAGCGGGCCUGCCGAAUCUGGGGAAAGGGAGGGCUUGGUAAAAGGGGUCCAGAGGAUAUUGACCGAGAUGGAGCAGGAAGGGGUCGGGGAGCAUUACGUGAGGAAGUUCGUGGCAAAGAAGCCGGAGGAAAAGUAGGAUGGGGAGGGGAGUGGCCGUGGGAAGAAGCUGUGUGAUACCCCUUUCUUUCAUUCAUCUAUCUGUAUAGACAG